AUGGCUGAAAGCAUAUUUGGCAACAAGAAGCUCAUGGCGCUGGGAGGACUCGUCCGAGACAGAUACGAUGCCACGAACCUCCAAAACGUGAUAGAGGACAUCGUCCUUGAGCGUUUGCCAGAGGAAGGACAGGCCAAAGAAUGUCUUCAGUUGGCGAGUCCGGAGGAUCUUUGCAAGACUGUCGUACUAGCCAAGAAGGAUCACAAGCUGGACGGGCCGCAUCUAUUUCGUUCUUAUGCCACGGUUGAGAAUGAUCGCCACCCCCACAAUCCGGGACCAGCAGAUACUUGUCUAAUAUGGGAAGCCGGCCGAGCAACGUCUGCGGCGCCAAACUACUUCGAGCCCAUCAAGAUUGGCGGCCACACGUAUUAUGAUGGCGGUGUCGGCUACAAUGACCCUACUGAAGAAGUUUAUAGAGACGUUCUUAUGCGUAUUGGCUGCGAUUCCCGAGACCAAAUGCCAAUCGCCCUGAUCCUCACAUUAGGAACCGGAACUGAGCCAACCUUGAAACAAAAGGCCAAAGGGCUUGUGGGCACCGGGAAAGCCCUCAUAAAAGAACAGAGAGUAGUCGAACGCCUAAUUAAGAUAUACAGACGUGUGGUGAAAGAGGGGGCGAUCAACGCAAUGGGCGUAGCCAAAAGGAUGAGAGAACGCGCGGAAAGGCGAGGGUUCAAGUACUUCAAGUGGGAUGGCGGGGAGGAAGUCGGCGCCUUGGGACUGGAUAACUGCAAGCGAGAGGCCUUUACCAAGAUGGAGAGUGGCAUCAGCAAGUACAUGGAACACAAGAGCGGCGAGAUCAGAGAGGCAGCCGAGUUUCUUGUGCAGAAGCGAAGGGCACGCUUCGAGGACCAGGACAGAUGGCAGAGGUUCGCGUACUGCACGCUCUUCGACUGUCCUCUCAGGAUAUGCAAGCUCUCCUUUGGGACCAGGGCGGAGCUGAGGCACCACAUCGAGGCAAACCAUCGUGAUGUGUUUCGCGACCCCGGCUUAGUGGCUGACGAAGAACAACCAGUGAUGCCGGACUUGAGGGGCCCAUUUGGACAUAACCUAGGAAGACAAGACGCAGCUUGA
Molecule: messenger RNA, 1071 nt
Organism: Diaporthe citri
Lineage: Eukaryota; Fungi; Ascomycota; Sordariomycetes; Diaporthales; Diaporthaceae
Exons: 2
Coding region: 1-1071 (356 amino acids)
Biological process (GO): arachidonate metabolic process
Cellular component (GO): membrane
Source: RefSeq, a predicted model, not a curated record